This is a messenger RNA of Otolemur garnettii (small-eared galago), 1833 nucleotides long. RefSeq names its product PNMA family member 8B (gene PNMA8B). The coding region runs from base 1 to 1833 and encodes 610 amino acids. Lineage: Eukaryota; Metazoa; Chordata; Mammalia; Primates; Galagidae. The record is from RefSeq and is a predicted model, not a curated record. The transcript has a single exon.
AUGGCCUUGAGCCUUUUGCAAGACUGGAGCAGGGAGCUGAAUGUGGACGUGCACAAAGCCCUACUGGUCACCGGCAUCCCGGAGGGCCUAGAACAGGUGGAUAUUGAAGCAGUCCUGCAGCCAAACUUCUUGCCCCUGGGCACCUUCAAGCUGCGGAAUGUGAGGGCCAUGAGGACGGAGAAGGCCAAAGCCGCACUGGUGGAGUUUGUGGAAGACACUAAUCAUGCUACCAUCCCCAGGGAGAUCCGGGGAACCGACGGGGUCUGGAAGGUUCUGUGUAUGGAGCGUGCGCAGGACGCAAGAGUCCUGAGGCAGAUGGAACGUCUGUUGCUGGAUGAAAGGGUCCCUGGGGAAAUGCCUACUCCUGAGGCUUUGGAGACCCAGGCCCAGGGUUCGGGGCAGGCUGGGGGGCCUUCUGGGGCAGCCAGGAAUGCUAGGAGGGGUCGUCGGGGUCGCAGAAACAGAGCCAGAGGCAACAGGUUGACCCAGAAGGGCACAAAGAGGGGUCGGGGAGGGCGUCCGUCCACUUCUGCAGGGAGCGAGUCAGAGGACUCUUCCGACGAGAGCCUGGGCAUUGUGAUUCGGGAGAUCGAGGAGGGAGACUUGAGCGGAGACGAGGAUCAGAGCGCACUGUAUGCGACGCUCCAGGCUGCAGCCAAGGAGCUGGUUAAGAAGUGGGCCCUCCAGAGCACAGCGGAUGAAGAAGAUGGUCCUCGGGAGUUCCUGGCUCUGGUCACCGUGACUGACAAAGCCAAGAAGGAGGAGAUAGAGAAAGAGACCCCUGAGGCUGAGUCUAUCAUCAAAGACAAGGCCGGUGUCCCCGACUUAGUGGCCCUACUGGCAGUGAGAGAUACCUCCAACGAGGAGCUGCUGACAGAUGGUGAGGCUUCAGAGAGUGACUCCCAGGACGAUGAGGACCAAGAAAAAGAGGGGAUGGACAAUCCUGAGUUUGUGGCCAUUGUGGCAUAUACAGACCCUUCAGACCCCUGGGCCCAGGAAGAGAUGUUGAAAAUCGCUUCUGUGAUUGAGGCGCUGGGCUGGAGCGACGAGAAAGACAAAAAAGAUGCUCUUCCGCAGGUCUUGUCUGUCAUGUCCAAGGACACCUCCGGGACCCGCGUGAAGGUGGAGGCGGCAGGCCGCGAGGUGGACGCCAUAGUUCUGAGGAAGGCCCAAGACGACAGGAACCUUCUGGAAUGCAUUUCUACCUUAGCGGAGCCAGAGAUCUCCUCCAAAGGGAAGAAGGCUCCGCUAGGCCUCCUCGGGGGCUGGGGUGAGGACGGUGAGGACGAGGGGGGCCUCCUGGAGUUGGUGGCGCUCCUGGCCGCCCAGGACGUGGCUGAGGUGAUGAAGGAGGAGAAACCAAACCCCUGGGAAGGCGAGAAGUACAAAUAUGCCAAAGGCAAACUGGGGGAGGUCUUGGCUCUCCUGGUCGCCCGCGAGAAGGAAUUGGAGGAGGCUUCGGACGAAGCGUCUGAGGAGUCGGAGGAGGCAGAGAGCGAGGAGUCAGAGCCUGAGGACGCGGCGUCCAGGAAGCCCCAGACCAAGAGGGCGCGCACGGCCCCCCGGGGCCGGGCUCAGGCCGGCGCGGCCACGGUCGCCGCCCCGGUCCAGUCCCGAGCUCAAAAAACCCGCGGGGUUGGCCGCGGCCGCGGCGCCACUCCGGAGAAGAAGGCCAAGGAAGACGCGGCGGGAAGCAAAAAGAAGAAAGGGGGCGCGGCCGCCGGGGUCCGGGCCAAGGCCGGCGAGGCCCAGGGCCAGCCGCCCGCCAGCUCCAAGUCCGCGCGCGGUAGGAAGGCUCGUCGGGGUCAGAAGCUGCGCGCCAAAUGCCGCUAA